AUGCCUAAUGAUUCCUUGUUAUCCAGACUAGAGUCUCCUAAAAAAACACCCAAGCCAUCUGGAUCUCCGAAGAAAGCGUCACAGGCCAAGUCUGCCGGCGAGCAGUACAAGAUCCUUGAUUACUCAGUCAAUAUCUUUAGCAAUACCCCUGGUUUCCAGACUUUGAAUCUUGAUGAUAUAUAUUUGGAAUCCAACUUUGAAGACGACGAGGACGAGCAGAACCUGGAGAUUUUGGAGCAGUGCGUUGAGUUCUUGCUAAACACCAAGUUCGACUUCUUAUCGAAAGCUAGAUUGUCCUCCAAGACCAAGGCCAAGCUCUCUGCUCUGCGGGCUUCGUAUCCCAACGUGGUUACCAUAAACCAGAUGUAUGCGAUCCUGCCCAAUAUGGAGACGUUUGUUGAUUCUCGGGUCGAGAAACUUGCGCUACAGGGCCGUUUAAAGCUUAUCACGCAUCCACAGGCAAACGUCCGGUACAUUAUUCGCACUCAAGACUUGAAGAGUCUUAUCAAACAUCACACCAAUUCAGACACCAUCAGUUCCCGAUUUGUGGAUCUUUUGCGGGACAUUCCCAACGUGGAGGCGAUCCCAGCCUCAUUGCUUGCAGAAAAUGGACUCAAUGCCAGAAUCCUUAUUGACUCCGGAUUUCUGACAUUUUCAUCCAAGAGCGAGUGGUUCACUCUGACUUUGCCCAACUUGGGGCCCUUUUGGCGACUGGUGCGUAGCUCGAACGUCGCCAUCUACAAAGCAAUCAAAGCAACCAAGUUUGAACAGAUAUUAGAAGACGAUCUACGGUUGAAGUACGAGGUGAAUCAAAGCAACUUCGUCAAUCUCUUCAACUUUCUUCAACUUGGCAAGCUCGUUCUCUCUGGUCUUCUUUGGCCUACGGUUGAGUUCACCAAUGAAAAAGCCCUUGCUGAUGACGUACUCAAUGAAAUCAUUGAGCAGGAACUUCAGAAGCUCGUUGGAAGCCUCGAGGUCUGCAGAAGAUUGAGGAAUCUUCAUCUGGACAACGAUUCUCUUGCUCUUGACCAAAUCAGCGACAAGUUCCGGCUUCUCAGCAGGCUGGUCGGUGAUGGCAAUGAAAGACAGGAAACCUUUGCAUUUCUCGAGAAUGGAGUUGAACUUCUUGUGGUACAGAACCUCGUUCAUCUCUGGAACCUCGUUCAUGAAAACGAACUCCAAUGGCAGCUUGGCCGACUCGGCGGUUCUGGUCAACGAAAGGAAGUAGUUCUCGUUUCUGAUACUGUUCAUGUUAUCCUUGGAAACAAUGGCCCAGAUGAAGUCGUCGUACUUGGUGCUUGCUUCCUUAUCAAUUUGGAAAACCAAAUCAACAACGUCCUUGGUAGAAGACGCCGAGUCGAUGAAGAAGCUGAGAAGAGAUUCCAUGAUCCACACGAAAAUGUUCUGUCUUGGCUGCAACUUGAUUUUGGCAGUCAACGACUCGAUGUUGAGUCUACCUGUAGCGUAAAACGAAUAGUUCUCUGCAUCGUCUUUAGCAAGCAACUGGGAUCUGGUGACACCAACCUGGUAGAAUUGUUCCUUUAA
Ogataea philodendri is the source of this 1545-nucleotide messenger RNA. RefSeq lists its product as uncharacterized. Gene Ontology annotation, biological process: protein phosphorylation; positive regulation of Ras protein signal transduction. Gene Ontology annotation, molecular function: protein serine/threonine kinase activity. The transcript is spliced from 2 exons. Bases 1 to 1545 code for a protein of 514 amino acids. The record is from RefSeq and is a predicted model, not a curated record. Lineage: Eukaryota; Fungi; Ascomycota; Pichiomycetes; Pichiales; Pichiaceae.